AUGGGGGACGCAGCAAGGUUGCCGGUGCUCGCACCCGCUUCCGUUGGCACGCCGCGAGUUGUGGAGAUAUCGACUUUCGAACGUCGCCGUCACAUCGCUUUGACAGCUUGCUCGGAGUGUCGUGCCAAGAAACGUAAAUGCAGCGGAAAAAGUCCGUGUCCGGCAUGCGUGUCGCUGGGCAUAGAAUGCCUGCUUGACGCGGAGAGCAGUCACCGCCGCCUAGGCGGUUCCAAGCGACGAGGCGCUCAAAUGGAGAGUAAGAACUCGACUCUGAAGAAAAAGGUGCAACCGCUGGAGAUUGAGUUGUUAAGACGCCAUCCACCCGAUUUGUCAACGGCGCCUGCCGAGGCCUGCGAGGUGGCCGUGACUAGGUACGAAUCGGGUGAGACAUGCGCCCGUGAUGUUCAAGGCACGGUCUCGACAGAUUCUGUCGAGCAGACCGGGACUGAUUCAGUCUCUGUGCUCAAAAAUAGCUCUUCCGAUCGGUCGACAGAAGACUGGAACAGCAUCUGGGCUGUAUAUGAGAGAGUCCGCGACUGUGCACCGGCAGACCUGUUCAAGGUAGUCAAUGCCAUCCGCAGUAGCUCAGAUCCGACACGAGCAGCGCAAUAUUUGCACCAAGUCUCCCUUGGUCGACUCGCUGAUGCUCACGUCGGCUUGUCGAACUUAGCAGCAGAGCAUAAGCUGAUAAGCUCACCGAGGCUGCCGGCCCUGUGCGAUGAGCCUAUCCUCUUCGCUCCUGCGAAGCCAUGGACGACCAUCACAGACAGUGACCGACUGGUGUCACAUCUACUCUCUCUAUAUUUUACCUGGGAUUAUCCCUGCUACACCUGGUUUGAUCAGCAUUUGUUCUUAGCUGAUAUGAUAGCUGGCCAGUCGAGGUUCUGUUCACCACUCCUUGUAAAUGCUGUAUUAGCUCACGCCUGUCUAUACUCCUAUAGUCUCCGAAGACCGUGGGAUCGUUUUAAGGAGAUGGAUAUGUGUAUCCGUUUCCUGUCGGAAGCCCGGCAGCUCUGGAUAUCACAUCCACAGCCUACCUUGACCUCAAUUCAGGCACUGGUUGUCAUGAACCUGACCUACAACUGCCUGGGUAAGGACAAAAUCGGCUGGUCUUGCCUGGCGGCCGCGAUCCGCAUGGCAAAUGAGCUAAAAUUGUAUGAGCCGUUGUCUGGUGUCCGCAGCGCGGGUUCCGUUGAACCGGCCUGGAAUAGAGCACAUGCGGUCACAGCCUGGGGGCUUUUUGAGUGGCAGGCACUCGCGGCAAGUGUAGUGGAUGAUGCUCCGCGUUUGGACCAUCCUCCUUUUUAUGAAAUCCCAUAUUCAGACGCCGAGUUUCUCGAUCACAGUCAACGUUGGCACCCCUAUCCUUUUAGCGGUCCUCUUUACCCGUCGCGCGUCUUCUCGACGGUCAGAGCCAGGUUUCAGUUGAGCGUGAUUAUCAACGACGUCACCGAAUUCAUUUUGGAUUCCCAUCAUGCCGCUCCUACUAUCGAAACCUUUAUGUUAAUCCAUGGAAGACUCGACAACUGGUUUGUCGAACUAAGUCCCGUGCUUCAUCCUUCAAGAGACGCACCGCCACACAUCUUCAUCAUGCACCUCCACUACCACCUCGCCGUCGUCGCCCUCUGCAAGCCCAUUCUCUCCUCAGGAGAACCCAACCCCUCCGUCCUGAGCAUCUCCAGCAAAGCCAAGCUCGCCACACGCGAGAUCAUAUUCCUCUUCAAGCGGACCUUCGGCUGGAAAUCAGCCUCCAACUUCCUCAACCACGCCCUCACCUACGGCGCCUUCAACGCCAUGCCCUUCGCCAAGGACGGCGAUCCCCGCUGGCGCCAGUCCCUGGAGACUUGCAUCAGCGGCCUCUGGUACAUCUCCUUCUCCUUCCCCGUGUGCAGGUACUUGCUGCGCGCGAUCCAGCAUGCGCUCGUCGCGGCCGGGUUCGCGGAUACAGACCUUUGUCCAGAGGUUGCCCGCAUCCUGCGAUAUUUUGCGCGCAGUGUGUGGAAGAAGUCUCUGCUUGAUACAUUGGAGAGCAGGUAUCCUGCCUUUGAUCCGCAGAAUAACUUACGGACGGUGGAAGAUUUGCUUCUGUCGGUUGAGAGUCUGGCUUUGAAUGAUAAAAAUGACGGUUGA
Aspergillus viridinutans is the source of this 2130-nucleotide messenger RNA. RefSeq lists its product as uncharacterized. Gene Ontology annotation, biological process: DNA-templated transcription; regulation of DNA-templated transcription. The transcript is spliced from 5 exons. NCBI's taxonomy places the organism in Eukaryota, Fungi, Ascomycota, Eurotiomycetes, Eurotiales, Aspergillaceae. Gene Ontology annotation, molecular function: DNA-binding transcription factor activity, RNA polymerase II-specific; zinc ion binding; DNA binding. The record is from RefSeq and is a predicted model, not a curated record. Bases 1 to 2130 code for a protein of 709 amino acids.